This is a messenger RNA of Mesorhabditis belari, 1074 nucleotides long. The record is from the annotation of a GenBank genome assembly. NCBI's taxonomy places the organism in Eukaryota, Metazoa, Nematoda, Chromadorea, Rhabditida, Rhabditidae.
AUGCAGUACCACAUUGGCGGCAAUGCAGCUUUACUCGCCACACGAAUCGCCUCGAAUUUCCCGUGGACCGAGGUGCAUCUUGUUGGCCCAAUCGGUCCCCGAAGCCAGGCUCUUCUCCAUCCGUCAAUCAAAAGAAGCAAUUCAACAAGGAUCACGAAAGAUGAAUUGCAUGUGAUAUUGGAGUAUAAACAGGGAGAAGUUUUGGGAGAACACGUGGCAUUGGGCAGCUCUCGUUUCAUCACAUCACAUGAUUUGUACAGCAGCAGCACAAUCUUGAUCGAGAUGUUCUUCAAAGCGAUCGCCACCGUGCAACCGGAUCUCGUUAUUAUAACCGGAGUGCACUUGUUGGAGUUCCUGGAGAAAGACGUUCGAGUGGAAAAACUCCGUUUAAUCAAGCGAAACAUUGUGCAGAUUGAUUCACGAGUGCCGAUCCAUUUGAAGCUGGGGGGAUUGGGUGGAGAUCAAGAGUUCGCGAAGAGUGUUCUUGAAAAGAUCCUCCCCUACGCCGACUCGUUGGCCUUAACUGAGCAACAGUUAGCGCUAUUGGCAAAGGUUGGCGGCGGACCGCAUCCAAACGAGUACCCGGUUGUCGGUGGAGCUCUGCACACGCAUAAGGUCAUUGACAUGUUACACUGGUUGAUCACGAAAUAUGGAAAGCCGAAAAACGCGACGAAUGCUGAAGAGAAGCUGAAGAGAUUGUCAAGGAUUCAUUUUACUUGUUUGACUUUUCAUGUGGUGGUUGCAACUGGCUCAGAUUGGUCGAAUUUAGCAUCAGGAUUAGCGAGUGGAGCGAGAAUCGCGGGAAAAAUUGUUUGCGGCGGGGAAAAGGCUGAAGCUCAAGAUCUGCUCGAGAGUCGCACGUCGCAAAGUUUUCUUCUCGAUUCGUCUCUCCAAAAGAAUUACCAUUUCGAUCCACAUCACCCAAUCACUUCUUGGCUUCACGACGAUUCCCUUUUCCUUUUCACUCCAGUUUUAGUUUGUAAAUAUCCACGGAAAACAGUGGGCGUUGACGAUACGAUCUCUUCAACCGCACUUCUCUACUCACAAUUUUAUCGUUUUGAGCCUUUUUUCGCA